AUGUGGGACAAAGCGUUCAAAGUACUGCCCUCGGCCUUGUCCCAGUCCGUCCCGUGCCCUUCUCUGCACCUGGUGACCGGCAGGGCCACCUGCGCGCUCGUGUGGGUGGCGGGCGGCCUCCUGAGCGUGCCCACCUUCCUGUUCCGCUCGGUGGAGGCCGUGCCCGAGCUGAACGCCACCAGCGCCUGCGUGCUGCGGCACCCCCCCGGCGCCUGGCACUACGCGCGGAUGGUGGAGCUCAACGUGCUGGGCUUCCUCCUGCCGCUGCUGGCCAUCCUGUUCUUCAACUGCCGCAUCCUGGCCUCCCUGCGCCGGCGGCCGCGGGCGAGGGGCGGCUCCCCGGACGGCAAGACCACCGGGCUGCUCCUCACGCUCGUGGCCGCCUUCCUGGUGUGCUGGACCCCCUUCCACUUCUUUGCCUUCCUGGACUUUCUGUUCCAGGUGCAGGCCCUCCGCGGCUGCCCCUGGGAGCAUCUCAUAGACCUGGGCCUGCAGUACGCCAGCUUCUUCGCCUUCCUCAACAGCUGCCUGAACCCGGUGAUUUACGUCUUUGGGGGCCGGCUGUUCAAGACCAAGGUGUGCGGACUGUGUAAGCAGGGCAUCCCGAGGAGCCUGCGCCCCGUGUGCCCGGCCAUCGGAAAGACGUCCUCCAAUUUUUCUGGCAGAAGUAAAUCAGCGGGGAGUCAUGUGAUUUUGGACCUCGUAAACCUUGUUGGGGGUCGGGCUGGGACAGGGAGCCCCCGUGUCCCGCAAAGGACCGGGACCUAGUCCCCGGAAACUGUGGGUGUGUUUGUGGGAGGACUUGGCAGACAUGAUUGAGCUGAGGAUCCUGAGACCGGGAGAUUACAGGGGACCAUCCGGUGGGCCCCGGGGCGUCACAAAGGCCCUUGUAAAAGCGGAGCGGCAGGGUCAGGGUCAGAGACAGCCACGUGAGAGCAGAAUCAGAGGCUGCAGCGUCCCGAGGGGCCCCCAGCCAGGGCUGGCGCCUGCUUGGGGCUGGAAAAGGGAAGGAGACAGAUUCUCCCCGCAAGCUUCCAGAAGGCACCAGUCCUGCAGAUACCCGACUUCAGUCCAAGGAGAGGGACCAGAGAUGUCUGGCCUCCAGAUCGAUAAGACAAUAAAGGUGUGUGGUUUUCAGCCA
Molecule: messenger RNA, 1141 nt
Organism: Suricata suricatta (meerkat)
Lineage: Eukaryota; Metazoa; Chordata; Mammalia; Carnivora; Herpestidae
Gene: BDKRB1
Product: bradykinin receptor B1
Exons: 3
Coding region: 1-768 (255 amino acids)
Biological process (GO): G protein-coupled receptor signaling pathway; immune response; inflammatory response
Cellular component (GO): membrane
Molecular function (GO): bradykinin receptor activity
Source: RefSeq, a predicted model, not a curated record